CUGCCGGGUGUUUUCUGUGCGAGCGCUCCCAAUCGGUGCCCGAGCCCAGGAGUCGAUGGAGCAUUCGCCGCCGCGAGGCCGAUACGACCUCCGGAACGGAUGGAAGGGCACGGUGCAGCAGGAGUCCCGUACGGAGGAAGGGUUGGUUUCCGGCACCGAGGCGCCUUCGGAGCCGAAAGGACCAGCCGGGGGCAAAGGAGCACAUGCAGUGCCUCCGUCCCAAGGUACGUCAAUUACGGUAUCUGCAGUGCCUGCAGUGCCGCAGUUGGACUCCGCUAUAACGACAGAACUCUUGUCACGCAUGACGGAGUUAUGUUCGUUGGUGGCAAAACGCCUCGAUGCCGGGUCGGUUUCGCCGCCGCAGGCACAAGCGCCCCUGCGACUGAAUUUACCGGUCCCUACCUUCUCAGGGUACACCGAUAAAAAGUCGGUCGCAGACUCCUUGGAUGACCUUACAGCCUAUCAGACUGGUAUGGGAAUCUCAGAUGAAGUCCUGAUACAACGCAUCCUGCAGGUUGCUUUGAUCGGAGACGCCGCUCGCUGGCUUCGGCUGCAGUCGAGGUUUACGUCCGUUCAGGACUUUCAGAAGCGGUUUAAGAGCGAAUUUCUUCCACCGGAUUACGAAUAUCGUAUCCUGGAGGAGCUGCAUAAGCGUACUCAGCAUCCAGAUGAGACCUUAGCAGAAUUCGUUCGGGCCUUGCAAGACCUGUAUAGCAGAGCUGAACCUACUGCUACAGAAGAGCAGCGUGUGACGCGGGCUAUCCGUCAGUGUCAUCCUCGCUACCGGCCCUAUCUUCGAGCCCAUCGCUUUAAUAGCCUUGAGGCGCUGGCGCAAGAGGCUCGCUCAAUUGAAGGAGACCUCUUAGCGGAACUCGACUAUCGGCCCCCGCCGCCGCCUGAAUUGGCGUUAGAACCGCGCUGUGCGUGGUCAGCGGGAGCAGCCUCGGUUGAGCGCCCACCUGCAGUGGGACUGGAUGAGCCGAACCGCAAUUAUUAUGCGGAGCCAUCACGCCGAGCACCCGAUCCCUUCCGUUAUGAACAGAGGGCGAUCCCCGCAGGAACGAGCCUUGGCAGACCCGUCCUGUCCCAUAAUCAUGGGCAACCCGGCUAUUUAGCUGGCGAAACCCCAAGGAGGCCGCAGGAGCAACGGCAUGCUCCGCGGCAGCAACGCAGAAUGCCAGCCGGCUGUUGGACGUGCGGCAGCCCGGACCACUUUCGUCGGGACUGUCCGCAGCAAAGACCAAACCCCCGUAAUGUGCCAACGGGAAACGGUCGCAGCCGACGCCGGUAAACAAUCGCUCAGCGACGUCGGCUAUCUGCCGAAAGAGCGAACGAACGGUUACAAUCCGUGACCCUGAUAAUUCAGAAGCUGGCUUUGCAAGCAGCAAGAUAAAAGGAGACGCUUUAGCUCCUUUUGCUUUUUCUGUCCGAGAUAACAUCGAGGACAAGGAACCAAACAUCGCUGUUCGAAUUUUGGGGAGAGAUUACAUCGCCCUUAUCGACA
Ornithodoros turicata is the source of this 1504-nucleotide messenger RNA. RefSeq lists its product as uncharacterized. Gene Ontology annotation, molecular function: zinc ion binding; nucleic acid binding. Lineage: Eukaryota; Metazoa; Arthropoda; Arachnida; Ixodida; Argasidae. The transcript has 2 exons. The record is from RefSeq and is a predicted model, not a curated record. The coding region runs from base 56 to 1291 and encodes 411 amino acids.